Molecule: messenger RNA, 4082 nt
Organism: Polyodon spathula (Mississippi paddlefish)
Lineage: Eukaryota; Metazoa; Chordata; Actinopteri; Acipenseriformes; Polyodontidae
Product: catenin delta-1-like
Biological process (GO): cell-cell adhesion; cell-cell junction assembly
Cellular component (GO): plasma membrane; adherens junction; cytoplasm
Molecular function (GO): cadherin binding
Source: RefSeq, a predicted model, not a curated record
CACUUCUUGUGUCCGCCUGCCAGCCACAGCAGUACAGCACUCUGACCAGGAUGUUGGACCCGGGCCACUUCGUGGAGGAGACGGUCACGAUGGAGGAGGAUCCCGACCUGCCCGCCUCCGUUGUUUCCGUGGAAACGUCGGACGACGGGACCACGCGCAGGACGGAGACCACGGUGAAGAAGGUUGUAAAGACGGUCACGACUCGCACAGUGAUCCCCUCUGUCUCAGACGCCCUCUCCCUGGACGGCUCGAUCCAGGGGGGCAACGGCUUUUCAGGGGGCUCCAUGCAGGGCGGGGGGGGUCCGGGGAACGGUGGGGGCUACACGGCCACGCUGGAGCGCAUGUACCGAGGAGGAGGGACCCCCACUCCCGCCCCACCUGGGGGAAACAUGUACAUGGGACCCCCGGGCACCGCCACCGUACCCCGAAACUACCACUACGCAGACUCCGCAGGGGGUUACCCGCGGGGAGGGGGGGGCUACGGGGAAACCAACAGCUACCGGCCCGGCCCCCCCUCGGAGGCCUACGCCAGCCUCUCGAGAAUGCAACACAUGGAUGAGAGAUACAGGCCCGCAGAGGGGUACCGCACUCUGGAUGCGGGGUACCGGGCCCCCAGCAGGCAGGCCGACCCGUACGCAGCCCAGCCGCAGGUGCGCAUGGGGAGCAACUUGGAGCUGAGCCGAGGGGGGCACCCCGAAAGAUUCGUCCACGAGCCGUACGGGCUGGAGGAUGACCAGAGGAGCCUGGGAUACGAGGACCUGGACUAUGGCCUGGCCCCUGGCCUGGGGGGCUCCCGGGACUACCCCAGCAUGACGCUGAGGAGCACAGGGGGCACGCUGGACCCCCGCCGCAGGCUCAGGAGCUAUGAGGACACCCUGGACAAUGACAUGGGGGGAGGGGACCCCUAUUACUGGAGCAGCAACGCCCCUCUGGCCCAGGCGGAGCGGGGCAGCAUGGCCAGUCUGGACGGCACGCUGCGGAAGGGGGGGGCGCCCCAAAACUGGAGGCAGCCGGAGCUCCCCGAGGUGAUUGCCAUGCUGAACUAUCGACUGGACCCCGUGAAAUCCAACGCAGCCGCCUUCCUACAGCACCUCACCUUCCAGAACGACAAGAUGAAAUCUGACGUCCGUCGUUUGAAGGGGAUCCCCGCGCUGGUCGGCCUCCUGGAUCACCCCAAAAAAGACGUGCACUACAGCGCCUGCGGGGCCCUGAAAAACAUCUCCUUCGGACGGGAGGGAGAUAACAAGGUGGCGAUCAAGAACUGCGACGGAGUGCCGGCCCUCGUGAGACUGCUGAGGAAAGCGAGAGACCAGGACCUCACUGACUGCAUCACAGGCACCCUGUGGAACCUCUCCUCUCACGACUCUGUUAAGAUGGAGAUCGUGGAUCACGCGCUGCACGCUCUCUCUGACGAGGUCAUGGUGCCGCGGUCGGGGUGGGAGAGGGAGCAGAACGAAGAUUCCAAGCCCAGACACAUAGAGUGGGAGACGGCCCUCACCAACACUGCCGGCUGCCUGAGGAAUGUGAGUUCGGAGCGCAGCGAGGCGCGCAGGAAGCUGAGGGAGUGCAGCGGGCUGGUGGAUGCGCUCAUGUACAUCGUGCAGUCACAGAUCAACCGCCAGGACGUAGACAACAAGCUGGUUGAGAACUGCGUGUGUCUGCUCCGAAACCUGUCCUAUCAGGUGCACAAGGAGGUCCCAGGACACGAGCGCUACCAGGAGAACAACGCGCUCCUCGGGCAAUCCCCGAACACCAACGGGACCCAGCGAGCCAGCUGCUUCGGCAGCAAGAAGGGCAAAGACGCGUGGUUUGCUGAAGGUGAUAACACUGAGGAUUACAGCACAGAAGUCAUUGAUAUUCCAAAACGCUCAGCACCGGCAAAAGGUAGACCUAACUUCAUUUAUAUACUCUGAGCACAGCCUUUGAUUGUGCUAUGUACACGUCUCUGGAGCACAGUGUCGAAAAACCCUGCGGUGCUGGAGGCUGCUGCUGGAGCUCUUCAGAACCUGUGUGCAGGGAGGUGGACGUACGGGAGGUAUAUCCGUGCGAUGGUGCGUCAGGAGAAAGGGCUGUCUAGCAUCGCGGAGCUGCUGGAGCACCCCCAGGACAGGGUGGUGAGGGGGGUGUCGGGGGCUCUAAGGAACCUGGCCAUCGAUGGGAGGAACAGAGAGCUCAUCGGGAAGCACGCGAUGGCCAAUUUAGUGCGGAACCUUCCAGGAGGGCAGCAGCAGCCAGCGAAGAAUCUGAGUGAGGAAACGACCGUGUCUCUGCUGAGCACCAUGAACGAGGUCCUGCUGAACAACCUGGAGGCAGCCAAGAAACUGAGAGAGGCGCAGGGGAUCGAGAAACUGGUGCUGAUCAACAAGGACGGCAAUCGCACAGACAAGGAGGUUCGGGGCGCGGGGCUCGUGCUGCAGACAGUUUGGGGGUACAAGGAGCUGCGCAAGCCCCUGGAGAAGGAGGGCUGGAAGAAAACUGACUUCAUGGUGAAUCUGAACCCCGCCCCCCGGAGCCAGGGGUAUGAGGACAGCACACUGCCCCUCAUGGACCGGAGAGCAGGUGAGAAGGGAGACAGAGACAUGAUUCCCAUGAAUGACUUGGGCCCAGAGGCUUAUUCCACUCUGGACCAGCGAGACCGGAACCGGUCCAUUGACUUGUCUGAACGUGACCACAUGCAGAAAAACUAAUAAUCUUCAUCUCGCAGAGAGAUUUAUCAAUCCAAGCCCACUGCCGCUAGACUCUCACACGAGGGGGAGAGGGAGAGAGAUCCAGUGUAAAAUAACCAAGAAAUCAAUACAAUAAAAUAGAAGCAGAAAGACAGGACUGGAUUUGAAAGAGGAGGAGCCAUUCUGUCUUUCAUUCAAGAAAAAAUCUCUGUUCUCUCUCUCUCUCUCUCUCUCUCUCUCUCUCUGCCUCCUUCCUUCGAUCAAUCUAUCCACCCCUCCAAAAAAUCAGAAUAUAGUAUCUGCCCAGGGGCUUGAAACCAGUGAGGUAAUCAGAGGCUGCAGUACUGAAUGCAGCCACCAGAGGGAGUGUAUCUCGACGCAGAAUUGUAGUUUAUAAAAUUAUUAUAGUGGGUUUAAAAAAAUUGAUUUUAAAAUGUGUUUUUUAAAUUUAUUUUCAUUAUCAAGUAAAAACAUAGUUUCUUCAAGUGUGUGAUUUGUUUUGACUUUUUGCCCACAGUGCCCUCUACUGUUCAGUGGGUGGUAAUGCACAUAAUCUCUCCUAUGCGUGGAAGAGCAGUGUCUGUCCUGUAGGGGGUGUUUACGUUCGGCAGGAGAGGAUUGGCAAACUGCCAUUUCUAGAAUUUAGGUAACAUUUUAAGAAAGUGUUUUUCUAAAAGAAACAGCAGGAGAAGUUUAACGAGAGAGAGAGAGAGUGUGUGUGUGUGUGGGGGAUAUUAAAAUUUCAACACAAAGAUCAGUUCACAGUUCGUCGUGCCUCCAGAUCAGAAACUCUGCGUUGUGAGAAUCAAUUUCGCCGCUGCGAUUUAUUAUUAUUAUUUGAGAGACUUGAAGCACUUUGCAUUGAUCUGCAAAAGAGAGGGAAUUGAAAAAGAAACCUAGUUUAUAAACUCGGCCUUUUAAUUCAACCCUGGGGAGGAUAUCGGCAGGUUUAAAAAAGCCACACGCUUGUGUCCUCUCUUUCUGUUCCCUUUUCUCCUCCUUUUUCUCCAUUCCUUUUCUUUCCCUCUCAUUUUCUCAUUCCCUUCUCUCUAUUCUUUCUUUCCCUUCUCUCCUUUCUCUGUUUUAGUUCAUUUAGUCAAACGCCAGGAAUGCGGUGAUGAUCUUGCUUGUGUUUUCUCUACUGGAGAUAUGGGGAGGCUGGGGGGUAUCUGUUUAGAUAGGGAGGGGGGAGACCGAGCUGGUUUACAGACUCUGGGAGGAGCGUUCUUUGGGGUGGGGGGUGGGGGGGUGGGGGGCUAUUUUCAAAUGUACAUUUUGUGGAGGGAGACAAUCUGUGUUUUUAUGAUAGUUUUGGUUGCUCGUUGAACCAAACAACCUGCGAUUAUCACUCUAAUCAAUCAAUCAUUACUAAUUAAACGCUUGUGAUUUUUAGUUUUCUUUCAAAUUUUGAAGGGG